AUGCCGACCCACCCACUGAUCGGCCAUUGCAAGCUCAGGCAUUGUUUCAUGGAACAACCGGCCGUCGAUAUGCUGACGUCCUUGAGUCCCUUUGCACACACAACUGCAGCUCACGAGCUCCGGUUGCACCAUCUCCCGGUCAUCUUCAUCCCGGUCCCCAGUCCUCGCCAGCCCACCUCAAGGUUGGCGUCGCAAACAUCACAGCGCAAGCAACGCAUCGGUGGACUGCCGACCCCCUUCACGUCCACGACAUCCACGACGGUCGUCCGUCUCAACCUAGACACGUGCCAUCGCAGGACGGCUCGGCAGUCGACCCGCAUCCAGCAAAGCUCGGAGAUAUCCUGGCUCCCGAUCUGCUUUUCCUCCGAGCAACUCGUCGUGGGCCGCGCCUGGCACACUAUCGUGCAAGGCUACAAGAGCAAAACCGUCGCCCAGCUCCAAGACGUUUCCAUCGACGAGGCAAAGGGUGAACGACAUCUCACAAGACUAUCCAAGCGACUUAUCACCUCUUCAUCCACACCGUCUACAGGGUCUCCGUCCCCAGCCCGAUGGCGACACCGUCCACCGCCCGGUCGUCGCACCAGGGGACGAUUUGCGACGACGUUCACCUAUGCUGGGGGCGCGUCUAUUGGGGGACGCCGGUAAAAUCCUCCCCCCCUCCGGCCCCGCAGGGGGAGACGGUGGAGGCGCCGAGGGGGGCCGUCGUCCCCCUCGAAGAGUUGUGUGCGUCCUCUCGUGAGGUGGACGUGGGAGGAAUGGAGGGGUCCCUCACAAACGGACAUGGCAGGAUGUGUCUUUUGCUGCGCCCUGGCUGGUGGCAUAUGCGAGUACAAGAGCAGCUGAGUAGGCCUCACUCAAGCCCACGUUUCCCCUCGAUCAAUUGUCCGACACCACCCAUCAGCGGAGUUGUUCGUCUCCUACACUUCCACGAAUCAGUCGCCGUGUCAUCCCGGGACAAUGUCUCCUGAACAAUGACGCAAGUUAACCCCUUGGUGCCUUCCCGGUCGACCCAGCCCCCAACACCUAGUUAUCAAAUAUGUCAACCUCUCCAAGGGCUAACACGCCC
This is a messenger RNA of Dacryopinax primogenitus, 1066 nucleotides long. RefSeq lists its product as uncharacterized. The coding region runs from base 1 to 645 and encodes 214 amino acids. The transcript has 2 exons. The record is from RefSeq and is a predicted model, not a curated record. NCBI's taxonomy places the organism in Eukaryota, Fungi, Basidiomycota, Dacrymycetes, Dacrymycetales, Dacrymycetaceae.